AUGGUAACUGAAAUGGGUUCUGCAUCAAUCGGUGGUAUUAGCCCAGCACUGAGUGCAAAUGCGGCUAAGUCAUUCCUGGAAGCAACCGAUAAGGAGAAGAAGGAGAUGCAGGGCUUGAAUGACCGACUUGGGAACUACAUCGACCGGGUGAAGAAACUCGAGGAGCAGAACCGAAAAUUGGUCGCCGAUCUCGACGAACUGCGUGGUCGAUGGGGCAAAGAUACCAGCGAAAUUAAGGUUCGGCAAUUUCAUCCACACUUAUUUGAGGCUUAA
Molecule: messenger RNA, 273 nt
Organism: Gongylonema pulchrum
Lineage: Eukaryota; Metazoa; Nematoda; Chromadorea; Rhabditida; Gongylonematidae
Source: the annotation of a GenBank genome assembly